Musca vetustissima is the source of this 537-nucleotide messenger RNA. RefSeq lists its product as uncharacterized. The record is from RefSeq and is a predicted model, not a curated record. The annotation marks the transcript as partial. The transcript is spliced from 5 exons. Lineage: Eukaryota; Metazoa; Arthropoda; Insecta; Diptera; Muscidae.
CAUAAUGGAUUUUAUAUUUGAAUGUUUUUACACGGAUACAUUGGAUAAAAUUAGCCGCAGUGGCCUGCAGGAUCGUUCAUCGCGCCGUGAUGUUUUGGAUCAUUUAAAUGCCAUAAUCGGCGGCUGUAGUGAUGGUCAAAAUAUGCAAACCGAGGAGGUGGCACGCAUUGCUGUACUGUCUGCUGUCCGUUAUCAUCGUGAGCAAAAGGACGCCAAUGGUGAUGUCUGUUUAAUGGGCAAAUACCAUAACAUCUUGUAUAUUGCCUUGCGUACUUGCUGGGAUUGGGGUGUACGAGAUUCUGCGGUUGUUGUGGUCUUAUUGGAGGAAAUUUAUGCAUGCGAAAAGACAUUCGAACGUAUUUUCUUGGGCGCUUUAUUCGGUACCCAUGCACCACACUUUAUUGCCGGUUGGCGUAGUGACUUUCGAGACCAGGAUGAGAAUACCCGAGCUAUGGUAUAUUUUUUACAUCAUGCAACAAGUCUUGAUAUGACACUGCCCUGUUGGAUAGCACGUUAUGAACAGGAACGUAUGGUCAA